CCGCCACUCCCAAAUUGUAACAACCCCACGAUUAGAGGAGGAGGCGAAAAAAUGUGACUCGUGUUUUUACCUUUAAUCGGAACGGAACGAGGGUUUCCCCUUUUCCUCAUUUUCCGCUCCUUUAAGUUUCUUUUGGGAUGUGCAAAGAGGAACGAAUAAGGAAAAACACGGUGGUUCCGAGUCGUCUGCUCGAUCGCAAGAAGACUCCCCGAUCCAGUGUCUUUGCCAUUUUUGGUGGGUGGGUGGCUGCGACGGCGACGAUGGUGAGGGGGAAGACGCAGCUGAAGCGGAUAGAGAACGCGACCAGCCGGCAGGUGACCUUCUCCAAGCGGAGAAACGGGUUGCUGAAGAAGGCCUUGGAGCUGUCGGUGCUCUGCGACGCCGAGAUCGGCCUCAUCAUCUUCUCCGCCCGCGGGAAGCUCUACGAGUUCGCCAGCUCCAGCAUGCGAGAUACUAUUGAGCGCUAUCAAGCACAUGCGAAACAAUGUAACAGCAGCAGUGCCAUAGAACAUGAGAAUCAGCCAUCAAGACAAGAAGCUGCAAGCUUGUUUACGAAGAUUGAACAUCUUGAAGCCUCUAAAAGGAAGAUCUUAGGUGAGAAUUUGGAGUCAUCUUCCAUUGAAGAACUGGGUGAAUUGGAGAUCAAGCUAGAACAAAGCCUACGCAAAAUUAGAGGAAAGAAGUAUCAAUUGCUAGAGGAGGAGCUCGUGCAGCUUCAACAGAAGGAGAACACCCUAGCGGAGGAGAACACAUUACUACGAGAAAAGUUACAACAUAAGCUACCAUCUGCUGCUUCCAAGGAAGUUGUUCCAUACGACAUAUCUGGUGAAUAUGCCGAGGUUGAGACAGAGCUUUGCAUUGGAUGUCCAGGAAGAGGAAGGAGAAGCGGCACAUUGCAACGUUGAUUGCUGAUUGCUAAUGCCUUUCGCCCGUGCAAGUUGUAGAUAUAGCAGUAUAUGUUCUGGUGGCUACAGACAAUAAGUGACUGUCGUUCCCCAAAGAAAAGCGAAGGAAAGAAAAGACGACCGGGGGGACAGAUUGAAUAAAUUCGAAGAAGAAAAGAUGAUGAGGAUUGGUCGUAAGAUUUUUUUUUUUUUUUGGUAGAGAUUAAGCUACAUUUCCACAGCCACCUUUCCAAUGUAAUCAUGGUUCAUUCCCGGGUACUAUCAAUUUAGUGAAGGGAAGCGUCAGAUGACGAACUAAGACG
Messenger RNA from Musa acuminata subsp. malaccensis (wild Malaysian banana), 1207 nucleotides. RefSeq names its product MADS-box protein SOC1-like. Gene Ontology annotation, cellular component: nucleus. Gene Ontology annotation, molecular function: DNA-binding transcription factor activity, RNA polymerase II-specific; protein dimerization activity; RNA polymerase II cis-regulatory region sequence-specific DNA binding. The record is from RefSeq and is a predicted model, not a curated record. Lineage: Eukaryota; Viridiplantae; Streptophyta; Magnoliopsida; Zingiberales; Musaceae. Gene Ontology annotation, biological process: positive regulation of transcription by RNA polymerase II.